Messenger RNA from Dufourea novaeangliae, 1696 nucleotides. RefSeq names its product protein SHQ1 homolog. The transcript is spliced from 9 exons. Gene Ontology annotation, cellular component: nucleoplasm; cytoplasm. Gene Ontology annotation, biological process: box H/ACA snoRNP assembly. The record is from RefSeq and is a predicted model, not a curated record. Lineage: Eukaryota; Metazoa; Arthropoda; Insecta; Hymenoptera; Halictidae.
CACAUCAAUGUCUAUAUCGGUAGCUUAUUUAAUGUUCACCGAGCAGCUAGUCUGUGCAAAGGUAUAAAGUUCCGUGCGUAACAAGUGUUAAAGUUUUGAAUGAAAUAGAAAGUGUGAUAUCAAAAUGUUGACGCCGAGAUUUGAAAUAACUCAAACUGACACGGAAGUGGCGAUUAUUGUUCAUGCACCAUAUGCCAAUAUUAAGGAUACAGAAGUUUAUGUUGAUGGAACAGAUUUCAGAUUUUAUUCUACACCAUAUUAUUUGAGGUUGAAGCUUCCAGGUGAAAUAGAAGAGAAUGAUUCCUCCUUUGGAUCUUACGAUUGUGAGAAAGGAAAUUUCUCUUUGAGAUUCUCAAAGGUAACAAAAGGGGAACAUUUUGAGAACUUAGAUAUGAUAACUACAUUGUUAGCACCACCAAAAAAAAAGAACAAUAUUGUUCCUAAUAUUGAAGUAAUUGGGAAUCCAUCAGCAAAUGCAGAAGAUAUCAUUGAAAUAUCAAAUGAAAAUGUUUCAACAGCUGAUAAUGAAAAUACAGAUGGUGAUGAAUGGUAUAUGCAUCAAAAUAAUCCUCUAGGCACUGUACCACUGCUGCCUAAUUCUCCAAAAUAUGGUUUUGCAAAUAAAAUAUCUAAAGCUUUAGGGGCUUUUGAGUCAGCAUGGAUCAAAGAAGUAAUAGAUCUUCCAAUGCCUGAUACGACACUACAAUCCAAAAGGAAAAGUUUACGAGAAAAGCACGAGUUUUCAGACUUCAAUGAAGAACAUUAUUUAGCUGAUUUAAUGCAACCAGAGUGUAUAGAACCAUACAUAAUGUUCACUACUGAAUGGGAUACCCUUGAAAAAGAAAAUAUAUCAUUGAAUGAAACAGAAGUGGAUCUGUUAAAGGAACUUCCAAACAAAGAAUAUUUAUUGAACAAUGAAGAAACAAAUAGAUUGCUGUUAAGUUUAGUUGAUAUUUUAUUUGGUAGCUGUUAUAAUCAUAGGACAACCUUGGGCGAAAAUACAGUUGAAAGCAGUUGGACCGUUAAUAAAUUAAGUUCUACUUUAUCUUGGUUUGAUGAUUUCUCUGAUGCAGAAGAAGUUAUAAGAGCGUGUUUCAGAAGAUCUGUAUGUUAUCCACUUUUUAGGAAUUGGAAUCUUUCUUUGAAAGUGCUUGAAGAUGUUAAGAAGGUUCUUAAACUAGGCAAAAAAUAUAUUAUAAAACGUUUCUGUGAAAUACACAGUCUAUUUAAUAAUUCGUGUGAACCACGAUAUAUACUGAAUCAGUUGUAUAUAAAAGAUUAUUUAAUUUGGCUACAACAAAUUCCUGAAUCUUCAGUAGAAUCCUUAGAUUCCUUGAUACUUGAUAUCCUACCAUCUAAGGAAGACAUGGGAUUUGAUUUAGUAGAACUGGAGCAAUCAGCUUAUUCGGUUCAAGAAGAAGAUUUGAUUAUAGAAAAUUCAGUUCAUGAAAUGGUGGAUCAAAUGGACGAGUUAACAGUUAAUGACAAUGACAAAGAUAAGCCAAAGACUAUAUACUACAUUAAAGACAAAAAUUCUUUAAAGUAUUUCUGUUCAAGUUCAAGCGACAGCAGUGAUACAGACUCAGAAAGCGACUCGGACAGUAGUAGUUCAAGUUCCUCCACUACAAGUAAUAGCAGUAGUUUAGAUUCCGAUGAUGCAAGUGAACCUGAGUGAGUGUUAAAAAUGUGCAUUUGA